Zalophus californianus (California sea lion) is the source of this 8104-nucleotide messenger RNA. RefSeq names its product dedicator of cytokinesis 9 (gene DOCK9). Gene Ontology annotation, molecular function: guanyl-nucleotide exchange factor activity. Bases 363 to 6818 code for a protein of 2151 amino acids. Gene Ontology annotation, biological process: small GTPase-mediated signal transduction; positive regulation of GTPase activity. The transcript has 58 exons. NCBI's taxonomy places the organism in Eukaryota, Metazoa, Chordata, Mammalia, Carnivora, Otariidae. The record is from RefSeq and is a predicted model, not a curated record.
AGCCGGCAGUUUUCCAGUAACCACAUGUAAAUCUUCGGCUUAUUUGUUCUUUGGUAUUAACAGGGAAGCAGUCUACUGGAAAAACGAUACUUUAAAGAUUUUGGUGCAUUCGAGGUGUGUCAUCUGGUUUUUGCACCACCCCUCCUAUUUGACACUCGGAGCCGGGAUUUUUUUUUUUUUUUUGUCAGGCAGUUGGGCAGGAGCAGAUUCUAGUACAACAGCUCGGAGCUUCCCUUCUGUUCUGGUGCCGGCAACUGCCUGUCAUGAAGAUGGUUCAGUGGGAGCCUGCUCAGAAGAGCCAAGGAAGAUGAUGUGGAAAUGGAGUAGAGAUUGCUAGAAAUCUGAACAUCCACACCUUGGGGAUGGGUUGCACUACUAGUGUAAUUCUGUUUAAAGGCAUCCGCACCGUUUUUGAAAGAAACUGUGCUUAUAUGUGCAAACAGCAAGGAGAGAAUAAUGCCCUUGAAUAUACAGCAUACCAUUGGACAAAAGAAGAUUCAGAACUAUUGAUCUCCUCCUGUCUGGCAAAGCCAAAGCUGAUUGAACCACUCGACUAUGAAAAUGUCAUCGUCCAGAAGAAGACACAGAUCCUGAACGAUUGUUUAAGGGAGAUGUUGCUCUUCCCUUAUGAUGACUUUCAGACCGCCACUCUGCGGCGACAGGGUCGGUAUAUGUGCUCCACGGUUCCUGCGGAUGCGCAAGAGGAAGCGCAGAGCUUAUUUGUCACAGAGUGCAUCAAAACCUAUAACUCUGACUGGCAUCUUGUGAACUAUAAAUUUGAAGAUUACUCGGGAGAGUUUCGACAGCUUCCAAACAAAGUGGCCAAGUUGGAUAAACUUCCAGUUCACGUCUAUGAAGUUGAUGAGGAGGUUGACAAAGACGAGGAUGCUGCCUCCCUCGGUUCUCAGAAGGGCGGGAUCACCAAGCACGGGUGGCUGUACAAAGGCAACAUGAACAGUGCGAUAAGCGUGACCAUGAGGUCAUUUAAAAGACGGUUUUUCCACCUGCUUCAACUUGGUGACGGAUCCUACAAUUUGAAUUUUUAUAAAGAUGAAAAGAUCUCCAAAGAACCCAAAGGAUCGAUAUUUCUGGAUUCCUGUAUGGGCGUGGUUCAGAACAACAAAGUCAGGCGGUUUGCUUUUGAACUCAAGAUGCAAGACAAAAGCAGUUACCUUUUGGCGGCAGACAGUGAAGCAGAAAUGGAAGAGUGGAUCACGAUCCUAAAUAAGAUUCUCCAGCUCAACUUUGAAGCUGCAAUGCAAGAAAAGCGAAAUGGAGACUCUCAUGAAGAUGAUGAGCAAAGCAAAUUGGAAGGUUCUGGUUCCGGUUUAGACAGCUACCUGCCUGAACUUGCCAAGAGUACCAGAGAAGCAGAAAUCAAACUGAAAAGUGAAAGCAGAGUUAAACUUUUUUACUUGGACCCAGAUGCCCAGAAGCUUGACUUCACAUCAGCUGAACCCGAAGUGAAGCCAUUUGAAGAGAAGUUUGGGAAGAGAAUUCUUGUCAAAUGCAACGAUUUGUCUUUCAAUUUACAGUGCUGUGUUGCAGAAAAUGAAGAAGGACCCACCACAAAUGUAGAGCCUUUCUUUGUUACUCUAUCCCUGUUUGACAUCAAAUACAACCGAAAGAUUUCUGCCGAUUUCCACGUGGACCUGAACCAUUUCUCUGUGAGGCAGAUGCUGGCCACCACAUCCCCGGCUCUGAUGAACGGUGGCAGGCAGAGCUCGCCUGCCCUUCAGGACAUCCUUCAUGAAGCUGCCAUGCAGUAUCCGAAGCAGGGAAUAUUUUCAGUCACGUGUCCUCAUCCUGAUAUUUUCCUUGUGGCUAGAAUUGAAAAAGUGCUUCAGGGGAGCAUCACACACGGCGCUGAGCCAUACAUGAAAAGUUCAGACUCUUCUAAGGUUGCUCAGAAAGUGCUGAAGAAUGCCAAGCAGGCAUGCCAAAGAUUAGGACAGUACAGAAUGCCAUUUGCGUGGGCAGCAAGGACGUUGUUUAAGGAUGCAUCUGGAAACCUUGACAAAAAUGCCAGAUUCUCUGCUCUCUACAGGCAAGACAGCAAUAAGCUCUCCAAUGAUGACAUGCUCAAGUUACUGGCAGACUUCCGGAAGCCUGAGAAGAUGGCGAAGCUCCCAGUGAUUUUGGGCAAUCUAGACAUUACAAUUGAUAAUGUUUCCUCCGACUUUCCUAAUUAUGUCAACUCAUCAUACAUUCCCAUGAAGCAAUUUGAAACCUGUAGUAAAACUCCAAUCACAUUUGAAGUAGAGGAAUUUGUGCCCUGCAUACCCAAACACACUCAGCCUUAUACAAUCUACAACAAUCACCUUUAUGUUUAUCCUAAGUACUUGAAAUAUGACAGUCAAAAGUCUUUUGCCAAGGCCAGAAAUAUUGCUAUUUGCAUUGAAUUCAAAGAUUCAGAUGAGGAAGACUCUCAGCCUCUGAAGUGCAUUUAUGGCAGACCUGGUGGACCAGUGUUCACAAGAAGCGCCUUUGCUGCAGUUUUACACCAUCACCAAAACCCCGAAUUUUAUGAUGAGAUUAAAAUAGAACUGCCCACCCAGCUGCACGAAAAGCACCACUUGUUGUUCACAUUCUUCCAUGUCAGCUGUGAUAAUUCAAGUAAAGGGAGCACAAAGAAGAAGGAUGUUGUUGAAACACAAGUUGGAUAUUCCUGGCUUCCUCUCCUGAAGGAUGGAAGGGUGGUGACUAGUGAACAGCACGUUCCUGUCUCAGCCAAUCUCCCAUCUGGCUACCUUGGCUACCAGGAGCUUGGGAUGGGCAGGCAUUAUGGUCCAGAAAUUAAAUGGGUAGACGGAAGCAAACCACUGCUAAAAGUUUCAACUCACCUGGUUUCCACAGUGUAUACUCAGGAUCAGCAUUUACAUAAUUUUUUCCAGUACUGCCAGAAAACUGAAUCUGGAGCCCAAGCCUUAGGGAGUGAACUUGUAAAAUACCUUAAGAGCCUGCAUGCGAUGGAAGGCCACGUGAUGAUCGCCUUCUUGCCCACCAUCCUAAACCAGCUAUUUCGCGUCCUCACCAGAGCAGCCCAGGAGGAAGUUGCUGUCAAUGUGACACGGGUCAUUAUUCAUGUGGUUGCCCAGUGCCAUGAGGAAGGAUUGGAGAGCCACUUGAGGUCAUAUGUUAAGUAUGCUUACAAGGCUGAGCCAUACAUUGCUUCCGAAUACAAGACAGUGCACGAAGAACUGACGAAAGCCAUGACCACAAUUCUCAAGCCUUCUGCUGACUUCCUCACCAGCAAUAAACUCCUUAAGUAUUCAUGGUUUUUCUUUGAUGUUUUGAUAAAAUCCAUGGCUCAGCAUUUGAUAGAGAACUCCAAAGUUAAGUUAUUGCGAAACCAGAGAUUUCCUGCAUCCUAUCAUCACGCUGUGGAAACCGUUGUGAAUAUGCUGAUGCCGCACAUCACUCAGAAAUUUCGAGAUAAUCCGGAGGCAUCUAAAAAUGCAAAUCACAGCCUUGCUGUGUUCAUCAAGAGAUGUUUCACCUUCAUGGACAGGGGCUUUGUCUUUAAGCAGAUCAACAACUACAUCAGCUGCUUUGCUCCUGGAGACCCGAAGACCCUCUUUGAAUACAAGUUUGAAUUUCUCCGUGUGGUGUGCAAUCACGAACAUUACAUACCUUUGAAUUUACCGAUGCCAUUUGGAAAGGGCAGGAUUCAGAGAUACCAAGAUCUCCAGCUUGACUACUCAUUAACAGACGAGUUCUGCAGAAACCACUUCUUGGUGGGACUGUUACUGAGGGAGGUGGGGACCGCCCUCCAGGAGUUUAGGGAGGUCCGGCUGAUUGCCAUCAGCGUGCUCAAGAACCUGCUGAUAAAGCAUUCUUUUGAUGACAGAUAUGCUUCGAGGAGCCAUCAAGCAAGGAUAGCCACUCUCUACCUGCCUCUGUUCGGUCUGCUGAUUGAGAAUGUCCAGCGGAUCAACGUGAGGGAUGUGUCGCCCUUCCCUGUGAACCCCGGCAGUACUGUGAAGGAGGACUCGCUGCCAGCCGCGACCCCACUGGUGACGCCGCAGAAGCCUGGCAUCGCGCCGGACGGCAGCCUGCACAAGGAGCUCUUCGGCGCCAUCUCCGGCCUCGCUUCUCCAUAUACAACGUCAACUCCAAACAUCAAUAGUGUGAGAAACGCUGAUUCAAGAGGAUCUCUCAUAAGCACAGAUUCGGGGAACAGCCUUCCAGAAAGGAAUAGUGAGAAAAGCAAUUCCCUGGAUAAGCACCAACAAAGUGGCACUUUGGGAAAUUCUGUGGUUCGUUGUGACAAACUUGACCAGUCCGAGAUUAAGAGCCUGCUGAUGUGUUUCCUCUACAUCUUAAAAAGCAUGUCUGAUGAUGCUUUGUUUACAUAUUGGAACAAGGCUUCAACAUCUGAACUUAUGGAUUUUUUUACAAUAUCUGAAGUCUGCUUACACCAGUUCCAGUACAUGGGGAAGCGAUAUAUAGCCAGGAACCAGGAGGGGUUGGGACCCAUAGUUCAUGAUCGAAAAUCUCAGACAUUGCCUGUUUCCCGUAACAGAACAGGAAUGAUGCAUGCCAGAUUGCAGCAGCUGGGCAGCCUGGAUAACUCUCUCACUUUUAACCACAGCUACGGCCACUCGGACGCUGACGUUCUUCACCAGUCGCUGCUGGAAGCCAACAUCGCUACUGAGGUGUGCCUCACGGCUCUAGACACACUCUCUCUGUUUACACUGGCAUUUAAGAACCAGCUCCUGGCUGACCAUGGACAUAAUCCUCUCAUGAAAAAAGUUUUUGACGUCUACCUGUGUUUUCUUCAAAAACAUCAGUCUGAAACAGCUUUAAAAAAUGUCUUCACUGCCUUAAGGUCAUUCAUUUAUAAGUUCCCCUCGACAUUCUACGAAGGGAGGGCUGACAUGUGUGCAGCUCUGUGCUACGAGAUCCUCAAGUGCUGCAACUCGAAGCUGAGCUCCAUCAGAACUGAGGCCUCCCAGCUGCUGUACUUCCUCAUGAGGAACAACUUCGACUACACUGGAAAGAAGUCCUUCGUCCGCACACAUUUGCAGGUCAUUAUUUCCGUCAGCCAGCUGAUAGCAGAUGUUGUUGGGAUCGGGGGAACCAGAUUCCAGCAGUCCCUGUCCAUCAUCAACAACUGUGCCAACAGUGACAGGCUCAUCAAGCACACUACCUUUUCCUCGGACGUGAAGGACUUGACCAAAAGGAUACGCACAGUUCUGAUGGCCACCGCCCAGAUGAAGGAGCAUGAGAAUGACCCGGAGAUGCUGGUGGACCUCCAGUACAGUCUGGCCAAGUCCUACGCCAGCACUCCUGAGCUCAGGAAGACAUGGUUGGACAGCAUGGCCAGGAUCCAUGUCAAGAAUGGGGAUCUGUCUGAGGCAGCGAUGUGUUAUGUCCAUGUCACAGCCCUGGUGGCAGAAUAUCUCACACGGAAAGAAGCAGACAUAGCCCUCCGUCCGGAGCUGCCCCUCUUCCCCUCCAGCCACAGCACCUGCCAGAGGAGGCGCCGGGGAGGCAUGUUUAGACAAGGAUGCACAGCGUUCAGGGUGAUUACCCCAAACAUAGACGAGGAGGCCUCCAUGAUGGAAGACGUCGGAAUGCAGGAUGUCCAUUUCAACGAGCUGCCGCUACCUGCUUCACUCGGACUAAACGAACGCUCUAGACGGCUGAAACAGACCAGUGAUAGCUCUGCCAUCCCCCUUUCUAGGAAUUCCUCCUUUUCUCUGGAAAGAGAUUUUGAGGAGCUAGUUAGGAGCGAGGAUGUGCUCAUGGAGCUUCUAGAGCAGUGUGCAGAUGGACUCUGGAAGGCUGAACGCUAUGAGCUAAUCGCUGACAUCUAUAAACUAAUCAUCCCCAUUUACGAGAAACGGAGAGAUUUUGAGAGGCUGGCUCAUCUGUAUGAUACACUGCACCGGGCCUACAGCAAAGUGACUGAGGUCAUGCACUCAGGCCGCAGGCUCCUGGGGACAUACUUCCGAGUGGCCUUCUUUGGACAGGCAGCGCAAUACCAGUUUACAGACAGUGAAACAGAUGUGGAGGGGUUCUUUGAAGAUGAAGAUGGAAAAGAGUAUAUUUACAAAGAACCCAAACUCACACCUCUGUCAGAAAUUUCCCAGAGACUUCUUAAACUUUACUCAGAUAAAUUUGGUUCUGAAAAUGUCAAAAUGAUACAGGAUUCUGGCAAGGUCAACCCUAAGGAUCUGGAUUCCAAGUAUGCAUACAUCCAGGUGACUCAUGUGGUUCCAUUCUUUGAUGAGAAAGAAUUGCAAGAAAGGAAGACGGAGUUUGAGAGGUCCCAUAACAUUCGCCGCUUCAUGUUUGAGAUGCCCUUCACUCAGACUGGGAAGAGGCAGGGCGGGGUUGAGGAGCAGUGCAAACGGCGCACCAUACUGACAGCAAUACACUGCUUCCCUUAUGUGAAGAAGCGGAUCCCCGUCAUGUACCAGCACCACACCGACCUCAACCCCAUUGAAGUGGCCAUUGACGAGAUGAGCAAGAAGGUGGCUGAGCUCCGGCAACUGUGCUCCUCAGCCGAAGUGGACAUGAUCAAACUGCAGCUCAAACUGCAAGGCAGCGUGAGUGUUCAGGUCAACGCAGGCCCACUAGCAUAUGCCCGAGCUUUCUUAGAUGACACAAACACAAAAAGAUACCCUGACAACAAAGUGAAGUUGCUUAAAGAAGUUUUCAGGCAAUUUGUGGAGGCUUGUGGUCAAGCCUUAGCAGUAAAUGAGCGACUGAUCAAAGAGGACCAGUUAGAGUACCAGGAAGAAAUGAAGGCCAACUACAGGGAGAUGGCGAAGGAGCUUUCUGAAAUCAUGCAUGAGCAGAUGGGAUGAUUUGCCCGCUGGAGGAGAAGACGAGCGUUUUACCGAAUUCCAUUCACAUCUUCAAUGCCAUCAGUGGGACUCCAACAAGCACCAUGGUUCACGGGAUGACCAGCUCGUCCUCAGUUGUGUGAUUUUGCCUCGUGGGCCACCUGUGGGGACUUGUCAUUUGCAAACUCAGGAUGAUUUCCAAAGCUAAUCACUGGGCUCGUGCAAGACAUGGGGAAGACCGAGCACAAGGAGAAGUGGAGGGGAAUGGGAGAGAAAGGAAAUAAAGAACUGUGCUAUUUCGUAGCAGGUUUUCUAGAGGAGUCAUAAGAGGGUACACAUAUUUUUUUAAAUCUUGCUGGCAAUAUUCAAAGUUUUCAUUCUGUCUUAACAGAGGUGUGUGGUGGACUCUCUUAAGCCGGAGUGAAAUUUUAUUCUUCCUUACAGAGUAGUAAUAAAAUAAAUGGCCUAGAGAAAACAAGUGUUCUGGAAUGUACAUAGCAGGGACAGUAGCACUGAAAUUGAGGCUGGAGUAAUCUCUGCCUCUAGGCUAAGCUGGAAAAUCUUGAACAUAUUUUUUUUUCCUGUGGCACAUUCAGGUUGAAUACAAGAACUAUUUUUGUGACUAGUUUUUGAUGACCUAAGGGAACUGACCAUUGUUAACUUUUGUACCAGUGAGCCAGGAGGUUUAGUGCUUUUAUACUCAUCUACUUGCAUUUAAAAAAAUAUGAAAGCUUAAGAAACUAUGUGAGCUUAAAACUAGUCAAGCAGUUUAGAACCAAAGGCCUCUAUUAACAAACAAAACUAUGCUAAAAAUUUAAAAGUAGUACAGUAUAUUGUAAUGUACAUAGAGUUUGUUAAUACAGUCUCCACAUUGUGUACAUACAUGUAUUACAUUUCUACAUUUUUAAUAACUCCUCACAUCAGCUUCUGCAUUAAGUUCAGUUGUGAUAAACUUGUGCUGCUCUUAGUAUAUGCAAUACACUUGACCUUCCUGUUUUAUCCUUGUACAUAAGAAAGUGCAAUAUGGAGAUGUACACAGUCUUUGUUAUGUUAGGUUUAUAAACUGUUUUAAAAAUUUCAUCCUUUUGCCAAAGUGGUGGAGUGUGUAAUUGGUAAAUCAUAAAUCCUGUGGUGAAUAGUGGUGUAAUUUAAAGCUUUCACCAUGUUAUAUUUUCUUUUGAGACAUUAAUUAGUAAUUUUAUAUUUGGAAAAAAUAAAGGUUUUUAAUUUUAUUUAACUAGAAUCUCUGCCCUGCUGUAAUUAAACAUUCUGUACCCCAUCUGUAUUAAAAAUAACAUUGCUCAUUU